GCGGAAGCAAUUGUUCGGGUCACAUUCAACAAGCCAUUUCGAAGUCAUAUCCCAUCCAAGAGAGGCAAUUGGUCCCGUCGCAAGAAAAAAAAGAUCCCAUACCCUCGAGCAAUCAUCCCCAGUUUCGCCAUCGUGAGCCGUUCAAAGACCCCACCGGGGCCUUUCACCUCUAUAUAACCACCGAAAAUGUCCCUUGUCAACCUCGCCCAUGUUUGCUCCCACAUAACAAAUGCCUCCAAAGCCCGCCUCUCAACAACCUCUGUUCCAUACACCAAGCUCCACCAGAAUGUCCUGCAUGCGUUCCGCCAUACCGGUCUCAUUUCGUCCGUUGUUCUAGGGGGCGCAACUCCCCCACCCCCUCACUUCCUUCUGAACCAACCCUCUGCUGAGGAGCUGGCUGAGAUUUUGGACCCCGUCACAAAAGAGAACAUUGCAUCUCGUCGGUUAUGGGUGGGCCUAAAAUACUGGCAGAGUGAACCGUUAAUUACCAAAAUAUCCCUGAUUAGCAAACCUACACGCCGUGUCACUCUUGAUCUCCCAUCUCUCCGCCAAAUCGUCAGGGGUAACGAGGCUAGGCACGUUGAUGGACUCCGAUCUCCCGGAGAAUGUAUAUUCCUCUCGACGUCGAAGGGUGUAUUCGAAGCUAGAGAGUGCGUGGAGCGAAGUGUCGGAGGAUAUGCGCUGUGUAGAGUCGUCUAAUGGGUAUUUUGAAAUUCUGUUGCAUGAUAAUUGGAGUUCCUGGGCGGGUUUUCGCGUGCUACCUUGAGGGCAAAAACACGCUCCCUUUGGACCGGCACGCCAUCUUGUAUAUUAUUAGAUAUGUUCUGAUCGUGUACUCCGUACUCUUAUCGGUUCUUUUCAAGGCAAAUAGAAACGAUCUUCCCUUG
Molecule: messenger RNA, 887 nt
Organism: Coccidioides posadasii C735 delta SOWgp
Lineage: Eukaryota; Fungi; Ascomycota; Eurotiomycetes; Onygenales; Onygenaceae
Product: mitochondrial 37S ribosomal protein uS8m
Biological process (GO): translation
Cellular component (GO): ribosome; mitochondrion
Molecular function (GO): structural constituent of ribosome
Source: RefSeq, a predicted model, not a curated record